AUGGGUUCCGUGUGGAGUCAGUUCUUCGACUGCCACGACGACCCGAGCUAUGACCCCGAAGAAGGGCAGGUCACAGAGCUGCAAUACUCUUGGUUGGGCGCCCUGCAGUAUAUACAUGUCAAGAACGGAACUCCUCACUACUUCAGGGUGCCCCGUGUGGUCCUAAUCAGUCGGCAGUUUGUGUUAAGCACUGCAGUGGAUGCUGCCGUUGUUCCUCAUGGAUAUGCUUUAGGAAACGUGAUCUUCGGUGACUACGAGCGAGAUGAAGUAGAAUGCGAGACAACAGUCGAAGCCCUCGCUAACAUGAAGGCAGAGUGCGAACCAGCCAUCCUGCUGAUGCCUGUAGCUGAUGUGCUGAUCCAUCCGGAGUUUAAGCACUUUGGGGCCAGAAGUAGCGUGGCGCUAUUGAAGCUUAUCACCACUGUUAAAUCCAGAUACGUGCUGCCAGUGUGCCUGCCCUUCAGGAACUUUCUCGAGCGUAGCACUGGCAAGCAGAUGGAAGAAAGGCUUUACCACAUUGACUUUGCCAGCGAUGUCCCCCGAGAUUUUGUAGAGGAAGAGAAAGAAGUGAUGAGAAUCAGCUUGCUGCCACGCGAGCUCUGCUACAUAUACGACUUGCCAGAAAACAACACCCACCUGAAGAAGGAACGCAUUGCCUGCACGACUGGUUGUGGGUUCCGCUCUGGCGCCCCGAGCCUAGUUCACGAGCACACUGGACACUGGUCUGUUGUCUCUCUCGCACAUGGUGGGACACCUUGCCCUGAUCCUCUGCGGUCCCACCGACCGCCAGCUCCCCCUCGCCACACCGUGCUCUACCCGUACGUCCCCUGGAUAACAGCCGCCAUCACUGGAAAACCCCUGGGAGCUUUCUCUAAGGACGAUCCGUUUGGGUUCGUGAUGCCCCGCGCAUCUCCCUAUGAUCAGGUCGGUCACGCGUGGGUCGGCCAUUGGUGGAUGGGCGGCGUGCGAUGUUACGACAGGGGAGAUGCUGCUUUAGACAUCUUCAGGUUUUACCACGAAAUCUUCAGGGUCAAGCCUAUUUCGAUGUCCAGGGUUAACUAUCAUUUAGAGAUCGUGUGUCCCAGGGAAGCAAUCAUUAUCUGCGUGAAGGUCGGCAUGCCGUUUCAAAUCGGUAAUCCCAAGGUCAACGAUUUAGACUCCCCUGAGGUCUCGGUGAAUAUUCCUUUAAUGAAGUUCAAAAGCCAGUACAGUUUCGAGGUAGAGGCGUGGGGCUACAACCAAACCGAGUCCCAGUCUUCUGAAAGUGGGGCCGACGACUCCGACUAUCAGGACUAA
Leguminivora glycinivorella is the source of this 1296-nucleotide messenger RNA. RefSeq lists its product as uncharacterized. The coding region runs from base 1 to 1296 and encodes 431 amino acids. Lineage: Eukaryota; Metazoa; Arthropoda; Insecta; Lepidoptera; Tortricidae. Gene Ontology annotation, molecular function: serine-type endopeptidase activity. The transcript is spliced from 11 exons. The record is from RefSeq and is a predicted model, not a curated record. Gene Ontology annotation, biological process: proteolysis.